Messenger RNA from Tribolium madens (black flour beetle), 2028 nucleotides. RefSeq names its product polycomb protein EED (gene escl). Gene Ontology annotation, biological process: negative regulation of transcription by RNA polymerase II. Gene Ontology annotation, molecular function: nucleosome binding; protein binding. Gene Ontology annotation, cellular component: ESC/E(Z) complex. The record is from RefSeq and is a predicted model, not a curated record. The coding region runs from base 664 to 1968 and encodes 434 amino acids. NCBI's taxonomy places the organism in Eukaryota, Metazoa, Arthropoda, Insecta, Coleoptera, Tenebrionidae. The transcript is spliced from 8 exons.
ACAUCGCAGAAUAAAGACACAAAGCUAAAAAGAACCAAACAUUAGUUUCACAAAUCGAAAAACACGUUACAUUGUACCAAUUGUCAUUUUUCCACUGAUAUAUUUAGGAUCUUUCGAUAUAUCAGCAAUGGCAGCAAUAGGUAUACCCCAAUUGGCAACAGGCCCCCAAAAAUGCGUGCUAUAACACACCGAUAAUUAGUAAAACAGCAAAAAUUAAAACAUACUAACCUCAUCAAAUAUUCUCUAAAUUCUUUACUUUUCAAUUGUUGCACCAAUUUCUUCCCUAGAGUUGCCAUUUUAGAGUCUAUGUAAAGAAUGGGACUGCAAUAAGUGAAUUUAAAAUUUGUUAUGUUAAUUAAAUGACCUACACAUACACUCCAAGGAAGACUGGUGGUCAAAUAAAUGUGACAAAUGUCAAGGUUAAGGUUAUGCCAAGUCAUUCUGCAACAAUUUCUUGCCGGUUUUUCAAUCUCGGAUCUAUCCCUAAAUCUCAGAGACACUAUCAUUAAUGUUAAAAAAAAUUAUUAGAUAAUUAGAUAUAAAAAGGCCUAACCUCAACGUUUAAAUUUUAUAGAAAUUUUGAUUUUUUAACGUUACAUACCUGUCAGUGUAGUGUUAGUUGCGUACAAACCAGGCGCAAAGUAUUUGGCGCGUUUUUUAACAAUGGAAACAACAAUGGCGUCCUCCCCUAGCCGUUGUGACGAAAAGUCGAAUCCGACGGUCAAUGACUCCAACUCGAAUUUAACGGAAGACUCUGGCGAUGAAGGGGAUGAGACUUCAAGUGUUGGGAGCACUUCUACGACUUCCAGAAGCGAUACACCUACAAAUAGGGUGCGUAAAGGCCGUCGGGGUAAAAAGAAAUUUAACCCACAAAAAGUACUCAAACCUAUUUACAAGUUCACAUGUAAUAUUAAAGAAGACCACGGCCAACCCUUGUUUGGUACUCAGUUUAACCACCAUUUGAAGGAAGGACAACCGCUGAUUUUUGCAGCUGUUGGUAGUAACAGGGUCACAAUUUAUGAAUGUCCUGAGGGAAAUGGAAUAAAGCUUUUGCAGUGUUUUGCAGACCCUGACUUAGAUGAAAACUACUACACUUGUGCCUGGACUUAUGAUGAAGAAACAGGAAAGCCCCUUUUGGCUGUGGCUGGUUCAAGAGGGAUUGUAAGGAUUUUAAAUCCCGCGACAAUGAUCUGUAUGAGACAUUAUAUAGGUCAUGGACAUGCAAUCAAUGAACUCAAGUUUCAUCCAAGAGACCCCAAUUUAUUAUUGUCUGUAUCAAAAGAUCACGCUUUGAGAUUAUGGAAUAUUAAAACUGAUGUUUGUAUUGCAAUUUUUGGUGGUGUUGAGGGACACAGAGAUGAAGUUUUAAGUGCUGAUUUUGACCUAAUGGGUAAUAGAAUUAUGUCUUGUGGCAUGGACCACUCAUUAAAGUUAUGGAAGUUAAACAAGGAGAGUAUGAAGGAGGCUAUUAAACAAUCGUACCAAUGGAAUCCGACUAAAAGUACAAGACCAUUCAAUUCAUUAAAGGAACAUUUCCCUGAUUUUUCCACCAGAGAUAUUCAUAGAAAUUACGUAGACUGCGUAAGGUGGUUUGGUGAUUUUGUUUUGAGUAAGUCAUGUGAAAACUGCAUUGUGUGUUGGAAACCAGGACGUUUAGAAGAUGAUAAUUUAAGAAAGGGUGAAACCACAUCCACAGUUAUUCACAGAUUUGAAUAUAAAGAAUGUGAAAUUUGGUUUGUGAGAUUUGCUAUGGAUUUUUGGCAAAAAAUUUUGGCUCUUGGUAAUCAGACUGGGAAAAUUUUUGUAUGGGAUUUAGAUGUCGACGAUCCAGCACAAGCCAAAUGUUAUACAUUGCAACAUCCGAGAUGUGUGACAGCAAUUCGUCAGACUAGUCUCAGCAGAGACGCCAAUAUUUUAUUAUGUGUAUGUGAUGACGGAACAAUUUGGAGAUGGGAUAAAGUAGCGUAGCUAUUUUCAACAAUUUUUUUUUACUUUUUUACUAUAAAUAAACUAAAUUGAACUAAAUUU